Sclerotinia sclerotiorum 1980 UF-70 is the source of this 1104-nucleotide messenger RNA. RefSeq lists its product as hypothetical. The coding region runs from base 1 to 1104 and encodes 367 amino acids. The transcript has a single exon. The record is from RefSeq and is a predicted model, not a curated record. NCBI's taxonomy places the organism in Eukaryota, Fungi, Ascomycota, Leotiomycetes, Helotiales, Sclerotiniaceae.
AUGGCACCCUCAAAAGAUCCCCCCACCCCAUCCUCUGGGAGUUUGCGCUCAUAUCCUGAGCCUGACAACGUUGAUCAAGAAGCCGUACGGGCAAGGACCCCUGGCGAUGACGCAUGCUAUUGUGAUGAAAAACUAUCCGCACCGUCUAGCAUCUCCGUCGACAUUGGACCUGCCUAUCACCCACGAUUUCUCCAGAAAAAAUCUUGGGAGAUUGAAUUGCCCGAAGAAUCAGAAUCUGGAUCUACAAAUGAAUCUUCUAACAUAUCUCCACUCGUAUCCCCACUCACGUCCCCAGCUGGAUCCAUGAAUAGCACCGUGUCUAGUCAAGGCUCAUCACAGAGGGACGACGAGUCGAUAAAAGAAAUAGACGAAGCAACUCAACGUAAAUCGGACCUCCGAGAACAACUCGAGAUGGAAAUAGCCAAAAGUUCCGCUCUGAAAAAGGAAAGAGAUGACGCAGUUCUAAGCGCAACGGAUCUAAAGACGAAAUUCGACAUAGUGGAGAAGGAGAAAGACGACGCAGAAAAGCAACUUUUGAAAACACGUCAUCAGAUCUCAAAGAUGGAGAAGCGACGGAAUGGAAUAUUUUGGGGGGAGCAAUUAACUUUGGUUCAGGCUGAGAGAGAUCAAGCUAUUACGCGCGAGUCGGAGAGUUUGGAAUUGAAGAAACAAGCGGUGAAGGAAAGAGAUGAUGCGCUGGAGCUUGUGACGCGGAUCUGUGACUUUCAGAAGGAAAGGCUGCAGGAAAUAAACGAAGCUCGGAAAAUUGCAUUGAAGAGAUUGAAGGAGACAGAGCAGGCGGAGAAGGAGAGAGAUGAUGCGCAGCGACUUGCAGCCGAGAGAUUGGAACAGACGAAGCAAGCGCAGAAACUGAAAAAUGAAGCAGAAGUACGAGUAGGGAAGUUACUGUGGGAAAAAUUACUAAGAGAGGGAACUCAGAAGGAAAGAGAUGAAGCCCGUCGGCAGUUGAAAGAAGCGGAGGAAAGAUACUACGAAGGGAAGCGAGAGUCAGACCUACUACGCGAGGAGAUAGAGAAGAUGAAGGGGGAGAAUAGGGAAAGAGGAUGGUACUGGACUUCUUUUCUUGGUGCCUUGUUCGACUGA